Molecule: messenger RNA, 2956 nt
Organism: Lineus longissimus
Lineage: Eukaryota; Metazoa; Nemertea; Pilidiophora; Heteronemertea; Lineidae
Product: cystathionine beta-synthase-like
Exons: 14
Coding region: 25-1656 (543 amino acids)
Cellular component (GO): cytoplasm
Molecular function (GO): cystathionine beta-synthase activity
Source: RefSeq, a predicted model, not a curated record
CCUUGUGUAUUGUAUAGCAACAAUAUGAUAAAAGCUACUUUUCGCAAGCAGAUAAGUACCACGGACAAGCGUGAGUGCCCGGUAAAGUCCGGCUCGAUCGACUAUGAAUGGAACCACCCUGGCCUCCCAAGUAAAUGUACCUUCGCCCUGGACAAACCUGCCAGCGAUUCUCCUCACAGACAUAGAAAGAGAGCAAGCCCACCGAAGAUCUUGCCAACUGUGUUGCACAGAAUUGGAGAGACGCCUUUGGUGAAAAUCAACAGCAUAACGAAGAAGGAAGGACUAGAAUGUGAAAUACUUGCAAAAUGUGAAUUUUUCAACGCGGGUGGUAGCGUGAAGGACAGGAUUGCCCUGAGGAUGGUUGAAGAUGCUGAGGCCUCUGGUAGAAUCAAACCUGGCGACUGUCUCAUUGAGCCAACAUCGGGCAAUACAGGUAUUGGUCUUGCGUUGGCGGCCGCUGUGAAAGGCUACCGAUGUGUGAUCGUCAUGCCGGAGAAGAUGAGCAUGGAAAAGGUGAACCUGCUGCGUGCGCUUGGUGCCGAGAUCGUCCGAACGCCAACCAGUGCCUCGUUCGAUGCGCCAGAAUCGCAUAUAGGUGUCGCUCAUCGCUUACUGAAGGAGAUCAGUAACUCGCACAUUUUGGAUCAGUAUCGUAAUCCUGCCAAUCCCCUUGCUCAUUAUGAUGGAACUGCUGAAGAAAUCCUCGACUCCUGUGAUGGAAAAUUAGACAUGUUGGUAUCCGGUGCUGGUACUGGUGGGACAAUCUCUGGUAUCGCCAGGAAGAUUAAACAGAGGUGUCCAAGCUGCAAGAUAAUCGGAAUCGACCCUGAAGGCUCUAUCAUCGCUGAACCUGAGGAACUGAACAAGACUGAUGUGACUGGGUAUGAGGUGGAAGGGAUCGGAUACGAUUUUAUUCCAACUGUCACAGACAGAUCGGUCAUCGACAAAUGGUACAAGUCGCGUGACAAGCCAGGGUUCUUGAUGGCACGUCGCCUCAUCAAGGAGGAGGGUCUGCUCUGCGGGGGAAGCUCUGGUACUGCUAUGGACAUCGCUGUGAAAGCUGCCAAGGAGCACGGCUUGAAGGCGGGACAGCGCGUGGUGGUGAUUCUGCCAGACUCUAUCAGAAACUACAUGAGUAAGUUCCUGUCAGAUGACUGGAUGUUGGAGAAAGGAUUCAUUGAGGAGGAGGACAUAACAAAACAGUGGUGGUGGGACCUAAAAGUUGGAUCACUAGAGCUGAGUACCCCGGUCACUGUGAGCCCCAGUGUAUCGAUACAGGACACACUCAACUUGCUCAGCCAGGAGGGUUAUGACCAGGUCCCCGUAGUGGAUGACCUAGGCGUUGUCCUCGGCAUGGCGACUGUUGGACACAUGAUGGCACUGAUCACAAAAAGUAAAGUGAGAGUACAGGACCCCGUCUCAUCUGCGAUCUUCAAACAGUUCAAACAGGUUCACCUGACCACGACUUCUUUAUACCAGCUUUCCCGAUUACUGGAUUGUGACCAUUUUGUCUUGGUCAUGCAUGACCAAAAACUAUUAUCUGGUGACGGCACAGUCAAGAAGAAGGAGAUGGUUUUUGGCAUUGCGACAAGAAUCGAUCUGAUCAACUUCAUCACGAAUAAUCGCCCCAUUGAGACAAGCAACGUACCACAGUAGACAAAUUAAAUAGGGGUCCAUUCAGAUACAAUGUAUUUUUGCUCUCACUCGCAGGUUAUUUUUCUAGACCUGGAAGAAGGGGAGCUUUUAUUUUUGUCAUUAAAGUCUUGAAUAGGUUCUGAAAACCCCAGAGGUUAAAAAUUCUGACUUGAAUUUCUUUGUAUUUCUAGUGGCCUGUUUACUUCUCUUGUCUGAGUGACAUAAAGUUUGCGAGGUUAUGACCCACUUAAGUUUCUACUUUCGGCAGAAAUUUAUUUAUAGUAAUAAGUUUUUGGGCAUUUUGACUUGACAUUUCCACAGGCAACUGGAGUUAAUACCAUGACAUGUGAGAAAUAAAGAUGAAAUUAUGCAAAUAGUCCGCAAUUUUUCUUGUCAUCUAAUGUCCAUAGUAUUUUGAUUAUUACUUGAUGUGAAAAAUAACUUCUAUGUCUUAGUAAACCACUGUUACCUGUGGGAAAUGUCAAAUCAAAAUGUCCAAAAAUUGUAAUUGAUCAAUCCUAAUUGCUUAUUAGACACUUAGUUUUCAACAUUUUAAAGGCCUACGCCGUUCUUUAAGAAUUUGAAAUUUGUAAUUGAAUUUGAAAAUUUCUAAUUGUGUAAAUACAGUAGUACAGGACACUAGUUUUGGUCUCAAAUUGGUUGUUUCCAUUCAAUUUGACCUCUCUAAUCAGGACACCUCUCUAUUGAGGACAGUACAUGUUAGACCUGAGGGUGUCCGUAAUAGCGGUUCUACUGUAGGUACUGGAUAUGACUUUUAAUCUUGCCCUUGUGUAGACCGAUAAGCAAACAUGUAGAUACCAAUUUUUUAAACAGCAUUUCUAUUUUCCUGGACCACCAGUAAUUACAAACGGCAUACCCCUUUAACAUCAGGGGUUCUGGAAGUGAGUCUGUUAUGCCGGUGAACACGCAUUGUUGUCAUAGUUUGCACUGAAUGUGUCUUGAAAAAGAUUUGAAAACUAUUUGGCGAAGGGUUUCCUACAGUCCUGGGAAAACAUUUAAGGAGCAUGUAACUGGAUCAGCCUCGUAUCAUUCACAAUGACUGGUAUGAGCAGGUCAUCUAUCGUUCUCAAUUCAUAUGGAUGUGGUACAUGUGGCUUAUCUCAACCUCUCUCGCUGUGGCAGCCAUUUAUUGGCCGGUGCAGCCUAGUGGUGGUGACAGCUGAUGACAAUAGAACUAACUGAAUGGUCGAAACUAUUCAAAAGUGUCACCAUAUAUACCUGCACAAUAUGGGACCAUGUACAUGACGUGCUAUGAACGUCACCUGCACAACAUAGGACCAUGUACAUGACGUGCUAUGAA